UCGCUGCGAUUUCUUGUGGCCCGGCGCCUCCCAAUUGCGGCCGGGGCCCGGCUGCCGAACGCCGAGCGGAUAACGAACGUCUGGCGGCGGCUCGCGGCGGCCUUCCUCCUCUCCUUCCUCGCAUCGCAGUCGCAGCAGGCUGCAGGCAGGCGUAGCGUAGCGUAUCCGCCUCACCCCCACAAAACCAAAUCGCUUACCGUUUCGGUUCGCAUAGCAGAGCUGCUCGUGCAACAGGCCAAACAACCCCAGAGCCGGGGGAGCGUCGGUGGCUGCUACCGCUAGGCAGAGACAGGGGGCAGAUUGAGAGAGGUGGGCAGAUGGCGACGCCGUCGUCGUCGCUUUGCUCCAGCUUCGCCUCCCUGCGGACCGCCUCCAUCGGCCACCGUCGUGGCCUCACCUCCUCCACGCCCAGGAAGGGAUUCCAAGCGAGGGCAUCAGCUCGUGUUGACAAGUUCUCAAAGAGUGACAUCAUUGUGUCCCCUUCGAUUCUAUCUGCAAACUUUGCCAAGCUCGGCGAUCAGGUAAAAGCUGUGGAGGUGGCAGGAUGCGACUGGAUUCAUGUUGAUGUCAUGGACGGGCGCUUUGUGCCAAAUAUCACAAUUGGACCUUUGGUUGUUGAUGCUCUGCGUCCAGUGACUGAUCUUCCGUUGGAUGUACAUCUGAUGAUUGUGGAACCGGAGCAGCGUGUCCCUGAUUUUAUCAAGGCAGGUGCUGAUAUUGUUAGUGUCCACUGCGAACAAACAUCUACUAUCCAUUUGCACCGAACAGUCAAUCAGAUUAAAAGUCUAGGAGCAAAGGCAGGAGUUGUUUUGAAUCCAGCGACUCCACUCGCUGCAAUCGAUUAUGUUCUUGAUGUUGUUGACCUGGUGUUGAUUAUGUCUGUGAAUCCUGGGUUUGGUGGCCAGAGCUUUAUCGAGAGUCAAGUAAAGAAAAUUGCAGAAUUGAGAAGGUUAUGUGCAGAGAAGGGAGUGAACCCCUGGAUUGAGGUUGAUGGUGGUGUUGGUCCGACAAAUGCCUACAAGGUUAUUGAAGCUGGGGCGAAUGCCAUAGUUGCUGGUUCUGCAGUUUUUGGGGCUCCAGACUAUGCUGAAGCUAUCAAAGGAAUCAAGACCAGCCAAAGACCUGUAGCUGUACCCGCAUAAGGAACUGGACGUGUAAUCAUUUACUCUGUGCAAGUUUACCAGUGUUGUGAUUUGUAAAGAUGUGUGUCUUGUAUUCUUAUCGAGCCAUACAUUAUACUGGAGAUGAAAGGAGGCGGAGGCAGUGGAGAAAUAUCAUUUUCUUUCUCAUUUUCCACGAGGACGCCGUGCACUGCUCCCAGGAUGCUCUGUUCAGUUAACGACACACAGGUGGCGCAUGAACUAGCUAGAGUAGCUUUAUUUUUGAAAAAAAAAGUAUUUGAGUCGAUGAAUCCUCUGGUUUUAUUUUUGAGACUCUGGUAAACGAUGUAACCAUGUUUGAUAAUCAAUAAAGUGCGCUGCAUGGCUUCCUCAAAA
Molecule: messenger RNA, 1496 nt
Organism: Sorghum bicolor (sorghum)
Lineage: Eukaryota; Viridiplantae; Streptophyta; Magnoliopsida; Poales; Poaceae
Product: ribulose-phosphate 3-epimerase, chloroplastic
Exons: 9
Coding region: 318-1142 (274 amino acids)
Biological process (GO): pentose-phosphate shunt, non-oxidative branch; carbohydrate metabolic process; pentose-phosphate shunt
Cellular component (GO): cytosol
Molecular function (GO): metal ion binding; D-ribulose-phosphate 3-epimerase activity
Source: RefSeq, a predicted model, not a curated record